AUGUUAUCAUGUGCAUCGAAGGAGCCGCUCACGGGGGACCUGGACACCCUCGGCGUGCUGCACCAGGUGAUGCGGUUCGUGCCGUACAACCGCCGCACGCUCUGCGCGAUGCGGUGCGUGUCAAAGCCCUACCGCCGCGCUGUGCAGCACCCGCAAGGGCCAUGGGCGGGCCAUGAGGGGAUUAUGACGUCAAAGUACGGUCACUGCGUCAUCUUUAACGCCAAGGACGACGAAAAGGGACACUCCAACUUUAGUCUCUCCUCUGUGUCUCCCAUCGGACGCAAGUUUACCACACUUGGCGUGAAGAUGCUGAGCCGCUACCACCAGUGUGUGGCGAACGGUCUAACAGGGCUGGUGCUGCAUCAUGCGCAGAUCGACCUUGAGGUUUUCGAUGCCUUGGCCCUGCUUACAAACCUACGGAAACUGGAGUUGGCAUUUUGUCGCAAAAUUAUCUCCAUUGCGGGGGCGAGUCGUGUGACGAAUCUGGAGUCGCUUGAAAUAGACCUUUGCCCCCUUGAACCGGACGGCGCCGUCGGCUUGCUGCUCCCUAAGCUCAAGCGACUCAGGCUGCACUCGUGCACUAAACUGAGCAAGCUGAAUGGCAUCGCACCAGCCACCGCCGCGGCGUUAGAGGAGGUGUAUAUUGAGAACUGCAACAUCUAUGAUGAUACCGUCAACGAGUUUUUUAUGAACUUCACCACAAAUUUGAAAGUUCUUCAUUUGCCUGGGGCUCACGUUGAUACUGCCCUCACCUGUGUGCCUGCAGAGGUGCGGGAAAAGUCCCUUGUCUCACUGCACCUCCGCGAGACGUCGUUGCGAUUUGAAACCCUGUGUGAAUUGGCGCCAUCUCUGCAGAAUCGCCUGGAGUUCCUCUCACUAGAUUCCUGCGGCGAGCUGGAAAGCUUUGAGCCCCUCGGCAGACUCCAGGAGCUUCGCUUCCUUGACGUUGCCGGGUUUCUCCACGGUGAGGGUCUGCAGUUUCUGACCUGCUGCGUCAAGCUGGAGCUUUUUCGCAUGGCUAACUCACAAAUAGAAAAUAUCAUGUUCGUCUCCUCACUGCAGGCGCUGCGGGUGCUGGACGCCACCAGCUCAGCCCUCGGUGACCCUUCGCUGAUGUUCCUUGAGAAUUUGCCUAUGCUGGAGGUGGUGGUGCUGACGAAAUGUGUGCUCAUCACAAACAUCAAUGUGUUGAGCACGUGCAAGCGCAUUUGUCGCAUCUUCUGCGCCAACACGGGGGUUACAAACGAGGGGAUCACCUCCCUCACAGCGUGUCCCGAGUUGGAGGAGCUGGACCUGAAGAUGACGGCGGUCACCGACGUCAACUUCCUUGUCGGCUGCCCCUCGCUCAAGUGCAUCAAUGUAUGUAACGCGGUGCUAAGCUGUGAGGGAUGCCAGGCCCUACUGAAGAGCAAUAUCGAGGUUAUCUGCGACUCGUUUGAUGUAGGGAGUAAUUUCGUUGAUGCGUAG
Trypanosoma rangeli is the source of this 1467-nucleotide messenger RNA. Its product is annotated as Leucine-rich, ribonuclease inhibitor subtype. Bases 1 to 1467 code for a protein of 488 amino acids. The record is from RefSeq and is a predicted model, not a curated record. The transcript has a single exon. NCBI's taxonomy places the organism in Eukaryota, Euglenozoa, Kinetoplastea, Trypanosomatida, Trypanosomatidae.